GCCAGAGCAAAGCCAGAUGCCAGUUUCAUUUGUGCGCUAACGGAGCCGCUUGUCGCCCCAGGUGACAGCCACGACCAAAAGGACACAGACAAAGGGCAGCAGGAGCAGCAUGUCCUGCAACGAGAGAACUGCGCUGCUGGCAGCACAACAACCACAGCAGCAGCAGCAGCAGCAGCAGCAGGAGCCACACAUCAUUCUGCUGCCCAACAAGGAGGCAAGGGAUUAUGAGCCCGUUUUUACAACUGCUGACUAUUCGUACGGCCUGUCGCUGGAGGAGCUGCUGCCGUUUAGCUGGGAUCCCUGGUGGCAGAAGGCGCGUCGUCUGUGCUUCGCCUGCUUCUGGCUAACAUUUACACUGACCCUGCUGGCCGCCCUGGCUCUGGCCUAUUACCCUGACACUGCCAGCAGCUGUCGACCGGCUCGCCUGCUGGCCACCACCAUGACGACGCCGGCACCCGCAACACUCGCCCUGGCCACCAAUGGCACGCUGCUGCUGUCUGGCUAAUGCGAGCUGGCACUCGGUAAGUGGAGCGCAUGGACUCUUCGCGGAUUAUUGGCUGCUGCAAUGCGGCGUCUUAUAUUACAUCAGCUGCGUUGAGCUAAGCGAUGGGACA
This is a messenger RNA of Drosophila hydei, 614 nucleotides long. RefSeq lists its product as uncharacterized. The coding region runs from base 110 to 505 and encodes 131 amino acids. NCBI's taxonomy places the organism in Eukaryota, Metazoa, Arthropoda, Insecta, Diptera, Drosophilidae. The record is from RefSeq and is a predicted model, not a curated record. The transcript has 2 exons.